AUUGCCUCAAUUAGGCUCCAUCCUCACUCUGUUCCAUUGUGAUCUGUACAUCAAAUACCUUUACUACAUCCGUUCCUCCCAUGGCCCUCCCUGUAUCUCACUACUUCUCCCAGCGAUGGCACACGACCCCGCUGCCGCGCCUGGUCGAUGAACUCGCCGAACUAUGUCCGAACCACCCUAUGGUCUCCCUACCGCGCAACAAGGACCGGCCGGAUGAAGGAUACCGUGACUACAGCAUUCAGGAGUUCUCCCGUGCGGUGAAUCGCGCCGCGUGGUGGAUUGAGCAGCACCUGGGACGCGCUCCGACCCGCUGGGCCACCCUGCAUUAUGUGGCUCCUCAAGACCUGUCGUACUUCAUUAUCACGUUGGCCGCCGUUAAAACAGGAUAUCAGACCCUGACUUGUCACCCCAGCGCGGACGUCGACACGCAUCUGUCGCUCAUGGAACACACUGACUGCCAGCUGCUGCUGUAUCCCCCCAGCUCACACACGUCGGCGAUGCAGAAGGUCAACGCCAUUCGAGCCUUCAAGUCCGGGCUGACCGCUCUCGUCACCCCGACGCUGGAGGAGUGGCUGGCCGCCGAGGGCGCCCCGACUCCCGUGUACCCCUUCACGCCAACAAUGGCAGAGGUGCUGCACGAUCCCUUCACCGUCAUUCAUAGCUCGGCCUCGACGGGGCCUGCCAAGCCCAUCGUCUUCACCCAUGCCACUGUCUACCUGCAGCCGGUGGGGUUUCAGAAGCUGCUGGAUCCCAGUCCGGUCAAUUACGAGCAGUGGCGCGGCCAGCGCGUCGGGGUGCUGACGCCCCUCUCCAUCGCCGCGGGCCUGUUCCCCUUCCUAGGCAUGAACUUCUGCUUUGAUCUGACCUUGGUGCUGCCCGCCGUGACAACAGGGCCUGGUCCUUCCAUGACCGCAACGCUGAUGGACCAGCUCCUACAACACGGCGACGUCUUUGCCUGUAUUAUGGGACCCAAGACCCUCCCCGAGACCUGCGCCAACCCGGCCUACGCCGCCAACCUACGCCGCGUGCGCCAGCUCGCCAUCGUCGGGGCUCCCUGCCCGCCGUACCUGGCCUCCCAAAUCACCGCGCACACCCAGAUCACCCACAUCUACGGCUCGUCCGAGUCUGGCACACUGCCCGCCGAGGUGCUGCCCGACCCGGCCGACUGGGCCUAUUUGAAGCUGAGUCCCGACGUGCCGCACGAAUACCGCCCCGUGUGCGGGCCCUACCACGAGCUGGUGCUGUUGCGACGUCCCGACGCGCCCGCCCAGCCCGUCUUCGCCAUGUUCCGCGACUGCGACGAGUAUCCCAUGGGUGACCUGUUCGCCCGGCAUCCCUCGCAACCAGAUUGCUGGCGCUACGGUGGCCGCCGCGCGGACCUCGUGGGCUCUCCGCCGCGUCGCUUCCUGCCCCGCGACAUGGAGUGGGUGCUGGAGGCCCAUCCGGCUGUACGCUGGGCCCUCAUUGCCGAGGAGCGCCACAGUAGCCUUGCCCUGCUGCUGGACCUCCACCCAGAUGCGCAAAGUGCGUUUCCUCCGACUACAGAUAUCUGGGACACUCUCCAGCCGUUGCUCGACCAGGCCAACGCGCUGUGUCCCAUCCUCGCCGCCCUCCGCCGAGAUCUUGUCGUCUUCACCGACCCGUCCCGGCCCCUGCCACUCAGCGUCAAAGGAAACCCGCAGCGCGCCCGCUCCCUCGAGCUCUACCGGUCGGAUAUCGAGGCCGUGUUCGGUUCGGAUGAGAGUCUUCACUAGGUGGUGCUCUCUCGGCACUCCUGGGAUGUGUGCUGCGUAACCGACCAAGGGUGUGUGUGGUAUGAGGCCUUUCCAUCCCCUCAGGAAUGCACGCAAUCGGUCAAUGCGCUCUUGCGUAUUGCUCGUUUGGGUGCCAUAAUGCAAAGUUGCAGAAGAGAUGCGGAUGCCCUGGCGCUCCUCAAUGACGAUACGAUUCAAGUACUUUAGACUGGAAAAUGACAACAUACUUCCACUCUCGCGCCAUCGCUUCUCGACUCAAUGAACGCGGGUGGCCAUUUCCCGCAUUUGGCGGAACUCAUCUCCGCUUUCAUGGCGUAGAGCAUUGCAGUUAUGGGUAUCUAGUCUUCGUUCAGGGUAGCUCUUCUCGUGCCCCAACAACAAUCUAUAGUAUUGAUCAAUUCCGGCCCGGAUUGGGGUAGCUUGAAGAUAGUCU
Molecule: messenger RNA, 2187 nt
Organism: Aspergillus aculeatinus CBS 121060
Lineage: Eukaryota; Fungi; Ascomycota; Eurotiomycetes; Eurotiales; Aspergillaceae
Product: acetyl-CoA synthetase-like protein
Exons: 2
Coding region: 81-1754 (557 amino acids)
Source: RefSeq, a predicted model, not a curated record